Prorocentrum cordatum is the source of this 213-nucleotide messenger RNA. The record is from the annotation of a GenBank genome assembly. Lineage: Eukaryota; Dinophyceae; Prorocentrales; Prorocentraceae.
GACUUCCAGCGCGCGGGCAUGAUCGUGGACGACGAGAUAUUCGACGCCAUGGUGGCUCCCCUGCCUGCGGGGGUCAAGCUCACCGCCGUGAUGGACUGCUGCCACAGCGGCACCGGGCUGGACCUGCCGUUCGAGCUGACGCACCGCGGGUGGCAGGAGGACGACAACCCGUGCCACAGUGCGGGCGACGUCGUGCUGAUCUCGGGAUGCCAG